This is a messenger RNA of Myripristis murdjan (pinecone soldierfish), 1895 nucleotides long. RefSeq names its product enoyl-CoA delta isomerase 1 (gene eci1). The transcript has 7 exons. Gene Ontology annotation, cellular component: mitochondrion. Lineage: Eukaryota; Metazoa; Chordata; Actinopteri; Holocentriformes; Holocentridae. Gene Ontology annotation, biological process: fatty acid beta-oxidation. The record is from RefSeq and is a predicted model, not a curated record. Bases 1 to 918 code for a protein of 305 amino acids. Gene Ontology annotation, molecular function: delta(3)-delta(2)-enoyl-CoA isomerase activity.
AUGGCACUGAGAGCUGCCUUGAGAAACUCGGCCAAGUGCGGCUUCUCUGGUCUCCUGUCUCAGUUGUCCUCCUCUGGUAGUCAUGGCAGAGUGUACGUGUCUCCCUUCCUCCUCUCUCAGCGGAGGAACGACUCGACCUCAUCUAAGAUCAAUGUGGAUUUUGAUCGCAGCACAGGCGUAGCGGUGAUGCGUAUGCAGAGUCCUCCAGUCAACAGCAUGAGUUUAGAUUUCCUGACAGAGUUCAGCAUCAGCCUGGAGAAGCUGGAGAUGGAUAAGAGCUGCCGUGGCCUCAUCAUCACCUCGAGUCUGCCUAAGAUAUUCUCAGCAGGGCUGGACAUCAUGGAAAUGUACGGGAAGAGUCCAGAGAGCUGUGGAGUGUUCUGGAAGGCUGUUCAGGAGAUGUGGCUCAAACUGUACGGCUCCAACAUGGUCACUAUAGCAGCCAUUAACGGUUCUAGUCCUGCAGGAGGCUGUCUGAUGUCUCUGGCUUGCGACUACAGAAUCAUGGCUGAAAACCCUCGCUACAGCAUCGGCCUUAAUGAGACACAACUUGGCAUUGUAGCUCCUUUUUGGUUUAAGGACACCAUGGUGAGCACAGUGGGCCACCGGACUACAGAAGUGGCUCUGGAGCUCGGCCUGCUCUACUCCGCUCCGGAGGCCCUGAGGGUCGGACUGGUGGACCAGCUGGUGCCUGAAGACCAAGUUCUCCAGACAGCCACAGACACCAUGGCCAAGUGGCUGGCCAUUCCAGACCACGCCAGACAGAUCAGCAAAUCCAUGAUGAGGAAGCCGACCAUCGACAAGCUGAUGUCUAACAGAGAGGCCGACAUCCAAAACUUUGUCACCUUCAUCACCAAAGACUCCAUCCAGAAGUCACUACGCAUGUACCUGGAGAUGCUUAAGAAGAGAAAGAGCUAGGGGAGAGACAGGAGACACACAUACAUAUAUACAACACACACACACACACACACACACAUACAAGCAUACAGCAGAGGGACUUUAUUAAAGUGGUUGAAAAUGCAUCUUUCUUCCUUCAUUUACAUUCAGCAUUGGUGUUCAAGGGCAAACUGUUUUCCAUAAUACACUUGGUCCUGAAAGAGCGAGCUAAAGAUUUUAGUUUGAAUUAACGAGAAUUGUGUUUUUCUCACAGCUGUUGAAGAGAAAGAAUCAUUUUGUUUAUUGUCACAAAGCCUGUACAUCUUCACCAGCAGAGUGCCUAACAUUUGCGAGAAAACCGUAACAGUCAGUGACAGUAACCUCAAGUCUAUCUCAGUAGCCUAAAGGGCUACAUUCUUUAUGAUCUCUCCAACUGAUGUCUUUUGUUUUCCUUUUGCUUUGCUUUGUUGUGGUAAUAAUUUGUAGGGGUCAGUUUAUGCAGAGAUUAGUUAAAUAAACACUAAUUCAUAUCAUGGCCCGUAGAUAAUCUGAGAUUAAAAGAUGAAGCAACUUUAGACUGCUGAGGUUUUCUACUCUGCCUCAAGCCAGCCUCAGAGAGAGAAGCAGGUGCUGUUGCCACCUUUAUAAUGGACAGGAUAAUGAGUUACAUCUAACCAAUGACAGCUGUCCUCCUGACUGUGAAAGGCCUCAGUUCAUGACUUACAUGUAACAUUCAGGAAGUGUCUUGGAGUAGAAAUACUGAUUUUGGGAUCAAUGAUGAGAUUGAUCUUAUCUAUUUGCUGUAGUAUGGUGUCAGCAUUGCUGUUGUAAAAUGAUUUUUGAAACCUCAUUUUAUUCUGUGCCAUUUAAAGUACAUUUUUCACUUCAGCCACAAGUUUUCAGUUCAGUCAUGUUGCUUGAGGACAUGAUCAGCGGUGCUGUGUAAAUGUCAUGCACUGUGGUUUGCAGACAUUGUCACUGUCUCUGUAUUUUUUGCAUAUAAACAUCUGUGAACAGCA